Molecule: messenger RNA, 1184 nt
Organism: Cydia pomonella (codling moth)
Lineage: Eukaryota; Metazoa; Arthropoda; Insecta; Lepidoptera; Tortricidae
Exons: 2
Coding region: 330-1136 (268 amino acids)
Source: RefSeq, a predicted model, not a curated record
AGUUUCUAUGAAUAUUUGUGGUCUCAUUUACUUGGUACAAGAUAUGCUUUACAGACCUUGAACUUGUUAAGGAUAUAACGAGCUCAGACAAAGAAUAAUACAAAAAGGACAUCCUGGAAGUCUCACGCGUUACUCACUUUACUGACUCAUUCAUAAAAGCCUACUCGAUAAAGGUACCACUGCCAAAUAGUAACAUUCGUACUGUGAAGAGAAACGGCCUAAUUUAUAGUGUAUUGAUAAAAACUGCGGGUUUUUUACUUUUUAUCGCAAUUGUAAAGUAAUUGGGUUUAGUUAAAUCGGUGCCUUUGUGGUCAGUGCACGUGAAGAACAUGUUUUUUAAAUUGUUUUUGUUGAUGAUUUUCUUGUCAAAAGUAUCUUCAACGGCUGUUGCAGAACAAGAUUACUACAAAUAUUAUGACGAAUACGAUGAUUACGAAUACGAUGAUGGCACAUUAGAUACAGGAGAAAAUAAACCAACAGACAAAACAACAUAUGAACCUGAAGCUACUUCCUACAAACACGCAAAAGGAGAACCAGGUGAAAUUUCAACAAUUAAGUGGUUAAAACAACUUGUUCAGGAUCCUGAGAGUAAUAAGGCUUUAUCAAAUACUGGGGAAGCUACUGGUAAUGACGAAGAAGUAACAUACAUACUUACAGACAAACCUCCUAUAGAUGAUAAACCUGGUUAUGAAGUUACAGAAAUUGUUGAUGAUAUACCAAACAUUGUAACUUUUAAGCCUAUAGUAACUAAUUUCACUAUCAAAUUACCUUUGAAUAACGCCACAGUGAUUAAUGGAAAUAGUAUUGAAAAUAGUAACGAAAAUAAGAAGAACAAAGGAAAUGUCCCAAGAAAGAGUUCAAUAAAUAUUUUCCACGUAAACGCUGAAUUUGAUGAUGAUAAAGAUAAGAAACCUGUAAUUCAAAAUAUAAACAUUCAUAAAAUACCUUUUGGUAUUUUCAAAGUGAAAGAUAAUGUAGAUAAAAUCAAAGACGACUUUUUUAACUAUGCACAUAGUACUGAAUUUUAUAAUGAUCCACAUGAGGAGCAUUAUUUCCCUAAUAUACUAGCAGCGCCUAGGAACUUUUUACGAAAAUUGAGAGAGAAAGGAUCUGCUUUAUACCAUAAGUUUUUUUAAGAUAACUAGCAUUAAGUCAGUUAAAAAAUAAAUAACUGAAAUGUGAAA